Lampris incognitus (smalleye Pacific opah) is the source of this 900-nucleotide messenger RNA. RefSeq names its product interleukin 10 receptor, alpha (gene il10ra). The record is from RefSeq and is a predicted model, not a curated record. Gene Ontology annotation, molecular function: protein binding. Bases 286 to 900 code for a protein of 204 amino acids. NCBI's taxonomy places the organism in Eukaryota, Metazoa, Chordata, Actinopteri, Lampriformes, Lampridae. The transcript is spliced from 6 exons.
AGAAGACAAACUGGAUUUUUUCUUUUUUUGUCUUUCUGUUGUCCUUUCCCUCACACUGCCUGGAAUAAAUUAUCAAUGGGAUUUUUUUUUAAAAGAAAAUGGAAAGUUUAACCUCUUAAAAUGAUGAUCAUGUGGAUCAGGACACCAUCUUUUUGAGUACGGAAGAAUAUUUCUCCACUUUACGCAAAUGGAUAGGAGCGACAAAAUGGCCAUUCUGGUUUUGCUGGUGAUCUGCACAAAUUGUGUGACAGGUAUGGUUCUAAUUGGGUUGAUGUGAUCAGCUGCAUGGGGAUCAUGACUACCGAUUGUAAUCUUACUGACCUUAUUGGCGACUACAGCUCUGCCUACGACAUCAGAGUUCAGCUGCUCUCAGGGGGCAGUGUGUCAAAUUGGACAGUCGUUCAAAGGUUUUACCCGAAAAACAGCAAAUUGCAUCCCCCUUCUUUCACCAUACUGGCCAUCUCCAGCAAACUGGUGGUCAACAUUCAUACAAAGCCAAUUAUGAAGAAGCUCUUUCCAUUUGGGAUGACCUACACCAUCUUCUUGGAUGACAAAGAGGAAGACAAUAAGACUACAAUAGCAGAACUGAGAGACAACCGUAUGAAAGAUGAGGGGACAAAGACAUUUGACUCUCUCCAUUGGGGAAGACAGUAUUGUGUCCGUCUCAGAGCUCAGGGCAACGGAGCUCUCGCCAUCAGCAAUGUAUCCCAUAGUCAGUGUCUACGGCUACCUAAACAAGAGUGGUACAUCAUUGCUACUCUGUCAAGCCUGGGUUUAAUAGUUGUCCUGGCUGUGCUGCUCACAGUCAUCUGUUGUUUCUUAACACAUCCAGAGAAAACACCUGUUUCACUGGGUAAAGAGGGCAGCUGUUCAGGAACAUGUCAGACGUUUAUGCGGUAA